AUGGUGAGUGAGGCGAGGCAGGAGGAGGAGGAGAAGGAAGCCGGAGUGGGGUUUUUUUUUGGGGGGGGGAGAGAAGGGGAUGCUUAUUUUUUUUUGCAAAGGAGUAGAUCCCAGGGUGGGGCGCCCCUCCGAUGUCCAGGGAAGCGUGGGGCGAAGGGAUCGGGGCGGGAGGGAGGGGAAUCCGGAGGCCGGACUAGAUUCCCCACUAGGAAAGCCACCGGCGAUGAUGGCUGGAGCGCGCGCGCAAGGAUUACGGGAUCCACCGCUUGGAGGGUCGGGUGGGGGCUGGGGAGGAGGUUUUACCUUAAGGAACACAAGCAUCGAGAAACUGGAGGAGCCCAAGGGGCAGGCAGCUCGCCCAUAGUGGCUCGGGAGAGGAUGUGAUGUGUCUCCCGGCGGAGAAAUCGAUUUGGAUCUCGGAAAGGGCGCAUCUGAAAUAAUAACAAAAACGCGAGGCGCUCGGUAAAGAGGGGGCUGGAAAAGGAUCGUGGCCAGUCCUUGAUCUCGGGAGGGAAGGUGGUGAGGUUUUCUUGUUGGGGGGGGGGGGGGGGCGCUGGAGAGCCAGGGUGGGGCGGAGAGAAGGUUCUAGACUGGGUGGCCAGGAGCUGGUGGUGGGCUUGGAGGAGGGCGAUGAUGGAGAAGGGGGGAUGGGGUCUCAAAAGACGGAGGUGCUAAUUGGGGGGGGGCUUUAUUUCUUGCAUUUUCUGCCGUGCCCUGUACGGUUCCCCCCUCCCUCUAUUUCACCCUCCAGUCAGGUGGGUUCAGCUGAGUUGACGGAGACACGCGAUGCAAAGCCGGGUCAAAUCCUCGGCUCUGAUCCGACCCGUUCACUACCGCCUCCGGAUUAAUGGCAGGAUUGGAAGAGAGUGUGUGUGUGUGUGAUCGUAGUAUUUAGGUCGGAGGCAGCCCUGCUGCUGAAUUGCAAUUGCGGGAGAGGAGAAUGCAUCAGGUCGGCACCGACUAGAUGGGCCAUGGGGCGAAUCCAGGAAGGGCUUUUCCUCUGUCUGGAGGUGGGAAUGCAAAAGGGCUCCCUCCCCCCCCCACUGCAAAAUAGAUGCCAACUUCUUAAUAGGAUCUGAAGGCUCUGCAUGGAUAUCCUAAAAGCCCUUAACAUAUAGUCCCCGUUAUCCACUGGAAUAGACAUUCUUGCUGAUGCCACUGGGGAAAAACUCCUGGGGCCAAGGCUUGCCUCCCAAUAAUUAUUAUUAUUAUUAUUUGGAAUUGCAAGCCUUGUCAUCCGAGAUGCGUGGGAGGGAUUUUGCUAAUUUCAGUGGGUUAUUCGGAUUAUUAUUAUUAUUUCUUCUACGCUGAUUGCGAUGGGGAGAGGUUGAAAAGGCGCAUGGAGCCCCCCUGGGCUCCUCCCCCACCCCGCGCGCCUGCCCUUAACAUUUUCCCGCGCUGCGAGGCUGGAGGAGGGGGCUGUUUGCCUUUGGCGCGCGGAAGGGGCGCUGAGCCCGCGCCACGAGGUCUGCUUCCGCUGCAGCAACAGCAAAGAUGCAGCAGCUGCAUAUGCUUCCCUUCCCCCAUCCGCGAAGCAGCGCACACAUCACAUAUUCUGUUUCGGCACAAGGGGAGGGGGAAAGCUCGCCAGGUUUUCCUGAAAGUAGCCCAAGAAUUUUGGGGUCUUGAAGUUCAACAACUUUUGGAGUGUCCUGGUUUUUACUUUUUGGUGUGAAAUAUGGCAACCCUGUCCCCUGCUUGCUUCUGCAAAUCUGCCUCCCCCCCAACCUUUUGGAAACGUUGCAGAAUAUUAGUAUCCAGAGCUCUAUCUUUGCUAUAUUACACCCCCCCCUUUUUAUUAUUAUUUUUGCAAGAUUUCAGGAGUGGACAUAACAAAAUCCCUAGUAAUAAGGUGCAGUGUGAGUUGGAAAGGAGACCUAUAGAAAGGUCAGUUAAAUAUUCCUCCUUACAAAACUUCUUGUAGUCCUACGAGCGUAAUUUGUUGGUUACAAUUGCUUGUAGUUCAUAUACUUCUUCCAAUCUUCUGUAAAUCUCUGGUCCGCAGGUUUCAAAGUGCUACAAAGUACAGUAGAUAAAGAAUAGAGAUACAGUGGUACCUCAGGUUACAUACGCUUCAGGUUACAGACUCCGCUAACCCAGAAAUAGUGCUUCAGGUUAAGAACUUUGCUUCAGGAUGAGAACAGAAAUUUUGUGGCAGCAGCAGGAGGCCCCAUUAGCUAAAGUGGUGCUUCGGGUUAAGAACAAUUUCAGGUUAAGAACGGACCUUUGGAACGAAUUAAGUACUUAACCUGAGGUACCACUGUAUUGGUUAUGAGUUUUAAAUGUAACAGGGAAAAUAAGAAACGUAUACUAAGAGAUUAGAUUGGAAAAUUUUCAGACAGGACUGAUGGAAGUCAAAAAAAUUGAAUAAGAUGUAAAAAUAUGUUUAAUUACUGCUGAAAAUGGUAUGUUAAAAAACUUAUAUAGGUCAAUUAAAUAGGUAACUAGGUGGCUGGAGUUCUGCUUUUCCUCAGUAACACAUAUCCAGGAUGGUAGGUCCUAGAGUUGGAAGGGGACCCCAAGGGUCAUCUAGCCCAACCCCCUACUAUACAGGAAUCUCAGCUAAAGCAUCCGUGGCAAGUGGCCGUCCAAACUCUGCUUUAAGACUUCCAAGGAAAGGGAGUCUUACUGAGCCCUGGGAUGCUUGAGGAAAGCCGUGGCCAAGGCAGGCCACCGAAACCAGGGGUUAGCACAAUGCAAGGGGCUGUCCUGAAUAAUGGGGGUUAAACUUGGGGUUCCUGGGGCAUGCUCUGCUACUGCCUAAUUUGCCCUGCUUGGAGUGUAAAGGUAAAGGGACCCCUGACCAUUAGGUCCAGUCGCGAACGACUCUGGGGUUGCAGCGCUCAUCUCACUUUAUUGGCCGAGGGAGCCGGCGUACAGCUUCUGGGUCAUGUGGCCAGCAUGACUAAGCCGCUUCUGGCGAACCAGAGCAGCGCACGGAAACGCCAUUUACCUUCCCGCCGGAGUGGUACCUAUUUAUCUACUUGCACUGGUGUGCUUUUGAACUGCUAGGUUGGCAGGAGCAGGGACCGAGUAACGGGAGCGCACCCCUUCACGGGGAUUCGAACCGCCGACCUUCUGAUCGGCAAGCCCAAGAGGCUCAGUGGUUUAACCCACAUCGCCACAUCCCUGCUUAGAAUGACUAAUGUCCGAAAUGCUCAAGAGCCUGAUGGCCUCUCAAGUGCCAUCUGUUGGGAGGAAGAUUUGAAAGGCAUGUUUCAAAGCAAGUGACACCCUGUGCCUGAUGAGCACAAGUGGAUUCCAGAAGGCAUCUGACAGGAAUCUAGAUCUAGGCUUGAAAUAAUCCUCGCAACAGGCCGCCAGCAGGUGCUGCAGAGUAAAUUGACUCUCAAAGGGUGGGGCUAGCGGUUUCCGGUCUCUGCUUUACACAUGGGGGAAGAAGCCGAUUCCAUCGGCUUUUUGCCUUCCGAGUCAGCUGACGGCAAGUGGCGUGACCUGCUGGUUGCUGACUGCAGAGAGUACAGUCACAGCUUUGUGCUGAACAGCUUAUUCAUGCUGUUUUUUUUAUAGACAGCAGAAUUCCCCUCUGUGAUUAAGUCUGUCUUAGUGCAGGAACUUCAUUAGGCCUGCAGAUGAAAGCUAAUGUUUUUUUAAAAAUGCCUUUUUCGAUACGGUGAGCUAGGCCUUGCCAGCUGAACUGUAAAUGUGCCUCGCUAGCAGUCUUAACUGGAGCACGACAUUGCUCCCGUUACCAGUAAAUUUGUGCAAAUUCUUUUUGAUCCAUUAUAUAAAGCACAAGGUUUCCUGCACAAAAGUCUGAGGGAGGGGCCGCACGGUGUUUGAAAUUCCCAUUGAUUUGGGCGUGUUUUGCGACAGCGAAUUUUGUUAGCGUGAGCGGCUUCUGAGCUCUGGGCGCAGUACUGCGGUACUGCGCCUGAGAUUUCAGAUUAAAACUGCAGAGUGGAAGGAAAGAAGGACCUUUUUCUGUUUCCAGCUGCUCUCUGAAGACUGGAGAAAAUACCCUCUUAAGAAUAUUAGAGGGGAUGGGCAGGGGAAGGACUAGACCAGGCACGUCCUACAGGUAGAUAGUGAUCUACUGGUAGAUCACUGGACGUCUGUGGUAGAUCACUGGCUCCCCCCAAAAAGCUCAACAAGUUUGGCUCCCCCAAAAAGUUUUUUUUUUAAAAUUAACAUUUAAAAACAUUUAAAUUGCCCUGCACCCCCAAAAGCCAGGGCUUUCAUCCUCUCUAAAAAGCUCAGCAACUUUGACCUGAACCCCCAAAAAGGGGGUAUAUCACUGCCAGUCUUUAACUCUGUGAGUAGAUCACAGUGUCUCGGGAGUUGGCCACCCCUGGACUAGACCACAUGAAAAAUAAACUUAAGAUUUUAGCUGCAUUUUCAGCUUUGUAUUCUUGUUAUAAAAAAAAGCAUGCCCAGACAUUCCGUUGUUGCACCCAUAAUAAUAAUAAAAAAUAAAUAAUACUUUAUUAUUUAUACCCUGCCCAUCUGGCUGGGUUUUCCCAACCGCUCUGGGUGGCUUCCAAUCUAGGUUUAAGAUGCCAUUUUGCUCCUAGCUUUCCUGUCUCAGUUUCUAACACUGGGACCACAUAAUCUUUAAUGCAAAGAAAAAUACGAAAGCAAUAUGGACACCCACUCAAUGCAUACAGUCCCCAAUGUGGUUCAAUAAACUGUAUGUGAAGGGAAAUGCAAAAUGGGUCAUGAUUUAGGACUGCUUGGAACAUUUCUUCUAAUAUGAAUCAUCAAAACUUUAUUCCAUUUCUCACAAGUUACUCUCAAAACUAGUUGGGAACUGUAUCUGUUGUACAGCUGAUCCUGAUACAUUGUGUUAAUACAAUGAAAGAACUGCACCCAGCAAGGGCUUUUUCAAUGCAAAGGACAUUUAGGGUGGGGCCUCCUUGUAUGGGGAACUCCUGACACAGGUGUGUCUGGCCUCUACUUUGAGGUGGUUGGUUCAGACGCAUCUUUCUUUGGCAGAUAUUUGUGGAAAGGAGAGACCUGAUCGCUGCUGCUAUUAGCAACAUUGUUUUGAAUGUGUUUGAAUGUGUUUUUAUUUUAUAAUGUAUCUUACCUAGUGUCCGCUCUGAGAUCUUCGGGUGAAGGGUGGUAUAGAAACUCAGUCAAUUACAGUGGUGCCCCGCAAGACGAAUGCCUCGCAAGACGGAAAAACCGCUAGACGAAAGGGUUUUCCGUUUUGAAGUUGCUUCGCAGGACGAAUUCCCCUAUGGGCUUGCUUCGCAAGACGAAAAUAUCUUGCGAGUCUUGAGAUUUUUUUUUCGCUUCCCCCUUUAUCUAAUCUGCUAAGCCUUUAAUAGCCUUUAAUAGCCUUUUAGCAGCUAAUCCCCUAAGCCUUUAAGCCUUUAAUAGCCGCUAAACCGCUAAUAGCGCUAAUCCGUCAAUGGGCUUGCUUCGCAAGACGAAAAAACCGCUAGACGAAGACUCUCGUGGAACGGAUUAAUUUCGUCUUGCGAGGCACCACUGUAUCUGCUUAGCUUGUGCAAAGGGUUGUAUAUAGAUCUGUGCAAAGGGUUGUAUAUAAAUAACAAACAAAACAAACCUGCUAAAUUUGUUCAUCAACCAUUCCUCUCUCUCCUUGUUGCAGCGUGAGUGCAUCUCCAUCCACGUUGGCCAAGCCGGAGUCCAGAUUGGCAAUGCCUGCUGGGAGCUCUACUGUCUUGAGCAUGGCAUCCAGCCUGAUGGGCAGAUGCCCAGUGACAAGACCAUUGGGGGAGGAGACGACUCCUUCAACACUUUCUUCAGUGAGACGGGAGCUGGCAAGCACGUGCCCAGGGCAGUCUUUGUGGACUUGGAACCAACUGUGAUUGGUGAGCAAACAAGGCACUUCUAAUAGCUUUCUAGCUAUGUUUGUGUCUACAGGAGGGAUGCCAGAGGUCUUAAUGUUUCCAAUUGCUUCUCUCCGCAGAUGAGGUGCGCACUGGCACCUACCGCCAGCUAUUCCACCCCGAGCAGCUCAUCACUGGCAAGGAGGAUGCUGCCAACAAUUAUGCCAGGGGCCACUACACCAUUGGCAAGGAGAUCAUUGACUUGGUCCUCGACAGGAUCAGGAAGCUGGUAAAUAACUUGCAGACAGGUUUUAAUGAGGACCCGGGUGAGCUUAGUAGGAUAAAGCAUUUAAAGGCACCAGUGGAAUGAUCUCAGGCAGGCAAGCAAGCCCCGAUAAGAAUUAACGAGUCUCCGGCAGUUUUAUGGUAUGUUUACUUACAAUUAACAUCCAGAGCACGGCUCUGAAUCUCCUCUCCUUUCCCAGCACGAAGGGUGCCAAAGUCCAGCCCUUCCUCUCUUGUACUUCCGUUGCAUUUUAGCCCUUUCAGCUCUUAUGGUUUGGGGAGAAGGUGGGUAAACUCCCCCCUCCCUGCUAUCAAACAAAAAUCCUUCUAAGUGCUGCCUACCUCCUGGUUGCAUAGCAACCCCCUCAAUGUCAUCUAUCUCCUCCCCUCCCUCUGCCUGCGAGCUCUCUGAGACGGCUGCUCUAUCUGAGUCUGGGAACUCUUGGUGAAGGGGUGCCGAACUAACCCACUCUUGCUCUGUGGUUGCAAUCCCUCGUCUCCAGAGCCAGACUCUGGCUCCCUCUGUACUGACAUUCAUCCAUCUCCAGUGUCAGGCUUUUUGCAGGUGUUCGAUUCAGCCACAUCCCUGAGAACCAGUAUGGUGAGACGAACCCUUUCUGGGUGUGGUUUUAGAAGCUGAUUAUCUCCAGAUUUGAGGAUAUGCAAGGGGAAGGGAAUUGUGUGGUCUGAAAGCAGUGAUGAAAGGCCAUGGACGAGUGGAUGGUUCAGCACUAAAGGGUCGGGUUCCCCUAACAAACCCCAUUGGUGGAUGUCCUCUGCAAGGUUUCCCACUUGUGGAAAGGGGGUUCCCUGCUCUCCUCAAUCCUUGCAACCACCGAAAUCAACUCGUGUGAGGUUAGGAGAACUCCCAGAACAUUGCAUGGUUAAAGGUAAAGGACCCCUGGAUGGUUAGGUCCAGUCAAAGGCGACUAUGGGGAUGUAGUUCUCAUCUCGCUUUUCAGGCUGAAGGAGCUGGUGUUUGUCCACGGACGGCUUUCCAGGUCAUGUGGCCAGCGUAUGGAAAUGCCGUUUACCUUCCCAUCACAGCAGUACCUAUUUAUCUACUUGCACUGGUGUGCUUUUGAACUACUAGGUAGCAAGAAGCUGGAACAGAGCAACAGGAGCUCGCCCCUUUGCGCAGAUUCGAACCACUGACCUUUCUGAUCGGCAAGCCCAAGAGGCUCAGUGGUUUCGAACUGCCGACCUUUCUGAUCGGCAAGCCCAAGAGGCUCAGUGGGUCCUUUACCUUUUACCUUUACCUCCUUCCCUUGCUUACCUGGCUUUGCAAAGGUAGUGCAAGGGCUGGGGGGGGGGGCAAUGUUGCCAAGGGCUGCCAAAAAAGGCAUUGAAGCAAUGUGUUGGACCCCCCUUCAGAGAACAAGGAGUGAGCCUUUUCUCAUACCCAAAUUCAGCUACAGAUUGGGAUUUGUUUUGGAUUCACAUAACCACAGUGCUUUUUCCUGGGGGGGAUGCAGGGUACACAUAUCCCUAAGCAUUUUGUGAAUCUCAUUACUUUUGUUCAUUUACUGUAUUUGGUAUGACUUGGAUUUGUGAAGGCUUAGAAGUGUGGAGCCAUAACAAGCUUCUGCCCAUCUUAGCUACCCAAACGCCCAGAUCCAUCCUGGUUGUUCUGCCUAUGUAAACACUAGCCUCUGCCCUUUGGUGAGGGCAAGCGUAUUUAAACACAAAUCACCAUGUGAACGAUGAAAGGGAUAAAACGGGGGGAGGGGGUUGGAAUCCUCAGAUGAACCGCAAUCGGUAUGAGACAUCUGGGGAAAUCUGAUCAUGAAAAGCAGCCAAGACUUAACUGCAAAUGCAUGAGGGAGUUUUGAGCAGAUAAAUGCAUGGUUUAGUCUGAGGGUUGCCAGUGAAAUGGUAUUGAUGUGAAGAAGUCCUUGAAGGCUGUGCUAGUAACUUUGACAGUGGUACCUUGGGUUACAGACGCUUCAGGUUACAGACUCCGCUAACACAGAAAUAGUACCUCGGGUUAAGAACUUUGCUUCAGGAUGAGAACAGAAAUCGCAUCGCAGCCGCGGUCGGAGGCCCCAUUAGCUAAAGUGGUGCUUCAGGUUAAGAACAGUUUCAGGUUAAGAACGGACCUCCAGAACAAAUUAAAUACGUAACCAGAGGUACCACUGUAUUUAAAACCAGCAUCCUUUCAAAACUGCUGCUUCCGCUGUGGCAUAACAUGCCUAGAAAAGCACAGCUGGAGUUUGGUGUUAAUAUUGGGAUCCAAAACAGUCUUGAAGAGAUCAGUAUAUGAGGCUGUUAAUUUGUUAAGUAGGGCCAGGAGUCAAUUUAGUUGCUGAAUGUUUAUCCUGCCUGUUAAAUUCUGUGAUAGGGUUUUUCAGCAAAAGUGUGGAAAGCCUUGCAAUAGACAAGAGUGUUCAGAAUCUUUUAAAAAUCAGCACUAAAUAUUGUGUGGUUAUUUCUAACAGGCUGACCAAUGCACAGGUCUCCAGGGCUUCCUGGUCUUCCACAGCUUUGGUGGGGGCACCGGUUCUGGGUUCACCUCCUUGCUGAUGGAGCGCCUGUCCGUUGACUACGGCAAGAAGUCCAAGCUGGAGUUCUCCAUCUACCCAGCUCCCCAAGUCUCCACAGCUGUCGUCGAGCCCUACAACUCCAUCCUGACCACCCACACCACCCUGGAGCACUCCGACUGCGCCUUCAUGGUAGACAACGAGGCCAUCUAUGACAUUUGCCGCAGGAACCUGGACAUUGAGCGCCCCACUUACACCAACCUCAACCGCCUUAUCAGCCAGAUUGUGUCCUCCAUCACGGCCUCCCUGCGAUUUGACGGUGCCCUGAAUGUAGACCUCACAGAAUUCCAGACCAAUCUGGUGCCCUAUCCCCGAAUCCACUUCCCCCUGGCCACCUACGCCCCGGUCAUCUCAGCUGAGAAAGCUUACCAUGAACAGCUUUCUGUAGCCGAGAUCACCAACGCUUGCUUUGAGCCGGCCAACCAGAUGGUGAAAUGUGACCCUCGUCACGGUAAAUACAUGGCCUGCUGCCUGUUGUACCGUGGAGACGUCGUCCCCAAAGACGUCAACGCUGCUAUUGCCACCAUCAAGACCAAACGUAGCAUCCAGUUUGUGGACUGGUGCCCCACCGGUUUCAAGGUUGGUAUCAACUACCAGCCCCCCACGGUGGUCCCCGGGGGCGACCUGGCCAAAGUGCAGCGUGCCGUCUGCAUGCUGAGCAACACCACAGCCAUUGCUGAGGCCUGGGCUCGCCUGGACCACAAGUUUGACCUGAUGUAUGCCAAGCGUGCCUUUGUCCACUGGUACGUUGGGGAAGGGAUGGAGGAAGGCGAGUUCUCGGAGGCCCGGGAGGACAUGGCUGCCCUAGAGAAGGAUUACGAAGAAGUGGGUGUGGAUUCCAUUGAAGGAGAAGGGGAGGAGGAAGGAGAGGAAUAUUAA
This is a messenger RNA of Podarcis lilfordi (Lilford's wall lizard), 9466 nucleotides long. NCBI's taxonomy places the organism in Eukaryota, Metazoa, Chordata, Lepidosauria, Squamata, Lacertidae. The record is from the annotation of a GenBank genome assembly.